AUGUCGGUCCGACAGACGAGGCGCCAAGCUGCCCAGGCUGCUGCCGCCGCCGCCGCCGAAUCACCCAACGCCGCAGUCGACGAACAGGUCACGAUGAAUGGCAUCAGCAACGAAGCUGCCCCAACGGAAGCCUCGGAGAACGCCCCUAAGGAAAACAUCUUCCUCUUCUGGCCCAACAUCAUUGGCUACUCGCGCAUCGUCCUCGCCGUCGCCUCCCUAUACUACAUGCCCCUCCAUCCGCGAACCUGUUCACUGCUGUACAGCGUGUCCUGCCUCCUGGAUGCACUCGAUGGAUACGCCGCGCGCGCUUUCGAGCAGUCGACCCGCUUCGGUGCCGUUCUGGACAUGGUCACCGACAGAUGCACGACCUCGUGCCUGCUGGUUUUUCUGUCUUGCGCGUUCCCCCGAUGGACCAUCGUCUUCCAAAUGCUGCUCUCCCUCGACUUCUCCAGCCAUUACAUUCACAUGUACGCUACCCUCACCAUGGGAGGCUCCGACAACAGUCACAAGAACGUCGACAAGAGCCGCAGCUGGCUUUUGAACCUGUACUACACCAACAAGACCGUUCUCUUCAUCUUCUGCGCCCUCAAUGAGCUCUUCUUCAUUGCGCUCUAUCUCCUCUCCUUCUCCUCGCCUCUCCUUUCGCCGUCUCUGCUCAACAGCGUCUCUAACUUGGACGCUGCCCAGAUCCAGGCCGGAGCGCAGGUGAACACGUCUUUGCUCAGCCAGAUCUUCCCCAACCCUUACAGUGCCGCCGCUCUCGAGAUGGCCCGCGCCAACAAAAUGGAUUCCUUCUGGCCCUGGGUGCUUGCUGGCGUCAGCUUCCCCGUCAUGGCAAUGAAGCAGUUCAUCAACGUCGUGCAGAUUGUCAAGGCAAGCAAGUGGCUUGCAGAGGGCGACCUGGCUCUCAGGAGGGAGAAGGGUCUCCCCAGAAAGGUGAAGAGCACUUAA
Molecule: messenger RNA, 951 nt
Organism: Colletotrichum karsti
Lineage: Eukaryota; Fungi; Ascomycota; Sordariomycetes; Glomerellales; Glomerellaceae
Product: cdp-diacylglycerol-inositol 3-phosphatidyltransferase pis
Exons: 3
Coding region: 1-951 (316 amino acids)
Biological process (GO): phosphatidylinositol biosynthetic process
Cellular component (GO): Golgi apparatus; membrane
Molecular function (GO): CDP-diacylglycerol-inositol 3-phosphatidyltransferase activity
Source: RefSeq, a predicted model, not a curated record